AUGUGGACAGAAAUCUUGAAAGCAAGAGAGUUUGUAAAAGCUGGUGAUGUGUUGAAUAUUGGUUCUGGUGUAUGUAUGUACUUCUGGGAUGAUGUGUGGAUUGGAGAAUACCUUCUGAAGCAGCUCUUUCCUUCUCUCUUUGUUAUUGCAAGACAGAAAAAUGCUUUGGCAAGUGAAUUGAUAUCAUCCGAAGGUGCUUGGAUUUUAAAUUUCCCUAGGAAUUUAAAUGAUCAAGAGAUGUUGGAGUUGGAAAACUUAUUACAAAUUAUUGGUAACCCUUCUCGGCUUGUUAAUGAGGAUUCAAGACAAUGGCGCUAUGGAGAAGACUUUUCAGUAGCAAAUGCAUAUGCUGCGCUUGAGACUGGUGGUCUGUUAACCUUCCCUGACAAGCAUCUGUAUAACUCAAAGGUUCCAUAA
This is a messenger RNA of Papaver somniferum (opium poppy), 417 nucleotides long. RefSeq lists its product as uncharacterized. Bases 1 to 417 code for a protein of 138 amino acids. The record is from RefSeq and is a predicted model, not a curated record. The transcript has a single exon. NCBI's taxonomy places the organism in Eukaryota, Viridiplantae, Streptophyta, Magnoliopsida, Ranunculales, Papaveraceae.